CUGAAAACUAUUUAUUGAUAUAAAUAAUAGAGGUUAUAGAAUACAAAUUAUACUCAUUUUUGUUUUGAGAAUGGAUUUUGAAUAGUUUAGAAUAGCAAUCUGGAGAGGUUUGAUAUAUUGUUCUACAACGUACCAACUAUGUUGUAAAUGAGUUCUACAGUUGUAAUGAUGGUUUGAUAGAGAUUGAUAACAAUUGCAAAAGCAGUUGCAAUUGCAUACAUAUAUAUUUGAAUCAGUUAAAUGAAUUUACAGAAUAGAUUCUCAUGGGAUAAAGCAUAUCUCACAUAUAAGUUAUUGUAAGUGUAUAUUCUCAUAAAGAGAUCAGAUAUUAAAAUAAAAGGAAAGAGCAAUAGGCUAGUAAGUAAUGCCAAUGAAAUGCCAACCAUUAAUUUAAGAACAGUGAGUCCGCAAUCUCGAAGUCUAAAGUUAGAUUUUUUGAUGUUAUUUGUAUGUUCGCUAUUAGUAGUUUUGAUUUCUUUUGA
Molecule: messenger RNA, 482 nt
Organism: Paramecium octaurelia
Lineage: Eukaryota; Ciliophora; Oligohymenophorea; Peniculida; Parameciidae
Source: the annotation of a GenBank genome assembly